GCCAGCCAGCAAGAGGGGCUGCCACAUUCCACUCGGUCCACUGGCCAACUCCCAGUCCUCUGCUGGCUCUCCUGAGGAUGGGCGCGCUUCCCCACCGAAGCUGGGUGCGAUGCCGCACCCCGUGUGUGACCUAUGUGACCUGCGUGGGUAGAAUCCUGGCUUGUGCCUCCUUUCUCCUGGGCUGCUGGGGACUCUCCAAUUUCCAGCAGAGCUUCCUUCAGGCUCUGCAGCCGGAGGACGUGCUCUCCUACUUUGGCCCUGCUGCCUCCCUGAAAGUGCCUUGGUUUGACGUGGUCCCACUCACCUGCGUCUGUGAGGACAGGCUUGGGGGGCUGCCCUGCAGGGCCACACGCUGUUCUCUGAGUGCCCUGGGAGAGCUCUUCAUCUUCUCCUUCCGGCCCGAGUGGGGCAUCCUCAUGCCCUCCUUCACCCGUGAGCGUGUGGUGAACGCCUCCCUCCGGCUGCUGGCAGGGCCCCCAGACCACUGCUUCACGGGAGGCCGCGCCCUGCUGCCCCCUGGAACAGCAGCCAGGGUCACAUACUGCUCAGGUCACUUGGAGGGCGACAUCCUGGUGGGUGUGCACAGGCUGUACGUCCAGCCGGUGCGGAGGCAGCACCAGGGGCUGGUGCCUCACUGGAGCCAUGCCCAGCCCCACCUGGUCCACAGGCUGGCCUCCACGGCCCCAUGGUUCCUACCAGGCCAUCUUCCUCUUGGCCUCCAGAGACAAAGGCGGGCUGCAGUGGGCAUCCUGCAUCUGGAGCUGCUGGUGGCCGUGGGCCCCGAUGUCUUCCAGGCUCACGGGGAGGACACGGAGCGCUACGUGCUCACCAACCUCAACAUCGGGUCGGAACUGCUGAGGGACCCGUCCCUGGGGGCUCAGUUCCGGCUGCACCUCGUGAAGAUGAUCACUCUGACGGAGCCCAAGGGUGCUCCGAACAUCACGGCCAACAUCACCUCAUCACUGCUGCGUGUCUGUGAGUGGAGCCAGACCGUCAACCCUGCAGACGACACGGACCCUGGACACGCCGACCUGGUGCUCUACAUCACCAGGUUUGACCUGGAGCUGCCUGAUGGUAACCGGCAGGUUCGGGGGGUCACCCAGCUGGGAGGUGCCUGCUCCCCCGCCUGGAGCUGCCUCAUCACUGAGGACACCGGCUUCGACCUGGGCGUCACCAUUGCCCAUGAGAUUGGCCACAGCCUCGGCUUAGAACAUGAUGGUGCACCGGGCAGUGACUGUGUCCCCAGCGGCCAUGUGAUGGCUGCGGACAGCGCCAUGACCACCCCCGGGGGCUUGGCCUGGUCCACCUGCAGCCGCCAGCAGCUGCAGCACCUGCUCAGCGCAGGCCAGGCGCACUGCAUGAGGGACUCACCACAGCCGCAGCCUGGGCCCGUCAGUCGCCCUCCAGACGCACAGCCGGGACUCUACUAUGGCGCUGAUGAGCAGUGCCGCGUGGCCUUUGGCCCCAGCGCCAUGGCCUGCACCUUUGUCAAGGAGCACCUGGACACGUGCCAGGCUCUGUCCUGCCACACAGACCCACUGGACCGAAGCCGCUGUAGCCGCCUCCUCAUUCCUCUCCUGGAUGGGACAGAAUGUGGUGUGGAAAAGUGGUGCUCCAAGGGUCACUGCCGUUCCCUGGCGGAGCUGGCCCCCGUGGCGGCCGUGCAUGGGCACUGGUCUAGCUGGGGCCCUCGCAGUCCUUGCUCCCGCUCCUGUGGAGGAGGGGUGGUCACCAGGAGGCGCCGAUGCAACAACCCCAGGCCUGCCUUUGGAGGGCGUGCGUGCAUCGGUGCUGACCUCCAGGCUGAGAUGUGCAACACCCAGGCCUGCGGGAAGACCCAGCUGGACUUCAUGUCAGAGCAGUGUGCCCAGACCGACGGUCAGCCUCUGCACCUCUCCCCAGGCAGCGCCUCCUUCUACCACUGGGGUUCCGCUGUGCAGUACAGCCAAGGGGACGCUCUGUGCAGGUACGUGUGCCGGGCCAUUGGUGAGAGCUUCAUCGUGCGGCGUGGAGACAGCUUCCUGGAUGGCACCCGCUGUGUGCCCAGCAGCCCUCAGGAGGCCGGGACCCUGAGCCUGUGCGUGUCGGGCAGAUGUAGGACGUUCGGCUGUGACGGCAGAAUGGACUCCCAGCAGGUGUGGGAUGCAUGCCAGGUGUGUGGAGGUGACAACAGCACUUGCAGCCCACGGAGCGGCUCUUUCACAGCCGGGAGGGCCAGAGAAUAUGUCACAUUCCUGACGAUCACGCCCAACCUGACCAGUGUGCACAUCGUCAACCGCAGGCCUCUCUUCACACACCUGGGUGAGUUGACCAGAGGGCACUCCACCGGGGGGGGGAACAAAAGCCUCUCUCCCAGUACCACCUACCCCUCCCUCCUGGAGGACGGCCGCGUGGAGUACAGAGUGGCCCUGACCGAGGACCGGCCGAUGCCCCGGCUUGAGGAGAUCCACAUCCGAGGACCCCGCUGGGAGGACAUGGAGAUCCAGGUUUACAGGCGGUACAACGACCAGUACGGCGACCUCACCCGCCCAGACAUCACCUUCACCUACUUCCAGCCUAAGCAGCAGCCGGCCUGGGCGUGGGCCGCCGUGCGCGGGCCCUGCUCGGUGAGCUGUGGGGCAGGGCUGCGCUGGGUGACCUACAGCUGCCUGGACCAGGCCAGGGACACGUGGGUGGAGGCCACCUGGUGCCGAGGGAACCCGCAGCCGGCAGCGUGGCCGGAGUCCUGCACCCCCAAGCCCUGCUCCCUGAACCUUCACACGUCAGACUUCAGAGAAGACCUGGCCUCGCAAAAUGUGACACGGGCUCCAGGAGCGAGGGGACUGGAAGCCCCUGCGACGGCGGGACCGUGCCCCACAGACGGGAAGCCACCUGUCCUCAGGACUUGCGGUGCAACGGCGUGUCCUCCAGGCUGGGGUGAUGUGGACGCUAAGUCUCCAGGGGCGGACUCUCCAUCAGGCAGUGCCACGCCGGGGGCUCCCACUGUGCACUUGUGGACCCCUCUAGCUGGGCCCUGCUCCGUCUCCUGUGGACACGGCUUGAGGGAGCUGCGUUUUGUGUGCAUGGACUCUGCCCUUGGGAUGUCUGUCCAGGAAGAGCUGUGUGAGCUGGCACGCAAGCCUGAGGGCCGGCAGGAGAUCUGCCAGGCUGCCCCAUGCCCUGCUCGGUGGAAAGUCCUGUCCCUUGGUCCGUGCUCAGUCAGCUGUGGCCUUGGCACUGCGAGUCGCUCUGUGGUCUGCACACGGUUCGCCCGUGGCCAGGACACUGAGGUGGACGAGGCGGCCUGUGCAGCCCUGGUGCGACCACAGGCCAGCGUUCCCUGCCUGGUUGCCGACUGCACCUACCGGUGGCAUGUCAGCCCGUGGACAGAGUGCUCCGCCUCCUGUGGGGAUGGCACCCAGCUCCGGCAUGACACCUGCCUCGGACUGGCCCAGGAGCCCGUACCGGCCGUCUUCUGCCAGCACCUGCCCAAGCCAGCAACUGUGCGGGGCUGCUGGGCUGGGCCCUGUGUAGGACAGGGGACACCCAGCCCGGCACCCCACCAGGAAGCCCCUGAUCCAGGCCAGACCUCAGCUGUCCCUGCUGGCGCUUCCCAGGAGUCGUCCUGGCCCCUCUCCCCAGCUCCCCAGCCUCAGGGGCCAUUGCCCUGGCCUCAGGAAAGACCCGUGGAGUACAGUGCCUGCGGCAGGCAGCACCCGGAGCCGACAGGAACCAUCGACCUGCGAGGCCCCGGGCAAGCAGACUGUGUGGUGGCCAUUGGGCGGCCCCUGGGCGAAGUGGUGACGCUCCGAGUCCUGCAGAGUUCCCUCAACUGCAGUGCGGGGGGGCUGCUGCUGCUCUGGGGCCGGCUCACGUGGAGGAAAACAUGCAGGAAGCUGCCCGGCAUGACUUUCAGCUCCAAGACCAACACGUUGCUGGUGAGGCAGCGCCGGCUGCAGCCUGAAGGUGGGGUGCUGCUGCAGUACUGGAGCAGGACCGCCCCGGGCUCUUACACAGGAUGUGACGUGCAGCUCUUUGGCCCUGGGGGGGAAGUUGUGAGCCCCUCUCUGAGUGCAGAUGGGAGGAAAGCAGGGGGCUGCCGGCUCUUCAUCGAUGUGGCCCCUCGGGCCCGGAUUGCCAUCCAUGCCCUGACCACCACCACGGGCACCGGACCCCAGGGGAACAACGCCAGCUACAUCUUGAUCUGGGACACCCACAGCCUGAGGACCACAGCAUUCCGUGGGCAGCAGGAACUGUACUGGGAGUCAGAGGGCAGCCAGGCUGAAGUGGAGUUCAGCGAGGGCUUCCUGGAGAUGCAGGCCAGCCUGCGGGGCCGGUACUGGACCCUGCCAUCCAGGUUGCCUGAAGAGGACGCAGAGCGGGAGCCUGGCAGGACCCUGCCCUGAGCAUGGCCCUCAGUGACCCCAGUGCUGGCAGGGAAAGGGAGGGUCUUUCACUUGAACAGCUGUGAGGGGUCUGGCAGCUCUGGAGGGUCAAACUCUGGUUUCUGAGUGCUUCCUGCACUCAGAUCUUUACGGUCUCGCCAGUGUGCAAAAGGCUUUGAAAUGGGUGGGGGAUUCUUCAGAAGGGCAGCCCCGGGGUACCAAUAAAUGACUGCCAUCUU
Tupaia belangeri chinensis (Chinese tree shrew) is the source of this 4603-nucleotide messenger RNA. It is a transcript of the gene ADAMTS13, whose product is annotated as ADAM metallopeptidase with thrombospondin type 1 motif 13. The record is from RefSeq and is a predicted model, not a curated record. NCBI's taxonomy places the organism in Eukaryota, Metazoa, Chordata, Mammalia, Scandentia, Tupaiidae. Gene Ontology annotation, cellular component: extracellular matrix. Gene Ontology annotation, biological process: extracellular matrix organization; proteolysis. Gene Ontology annotation, molecular function: metalloendopeptidase activity.